Molecule: messenger RNA, 1185 nt
Organism: Exophiala xenobiotica
Lineage: Eukaryota; Fungi; Ascomycota; Eurotiomycetes; Chaetothyriales; Herpotrichiellaceae
Exons: 4
Coding region: 1-1185 (394 amino acids)
Biological process (GO): transmembrane transport
Cellular component (GO): membrane
Molecular function (GO): transmembrane transporter activity
Source: RefSeq, a predicted model, not a curated record
AUGCCACAGAGUUAUUGUUGCGCGGCAUUUAACAUUUUUGGCUGGCUCUCCAUCUGUUCUGGUGUGACCAUCCAAGCUGGCCCGUUCAUCGAAGCGAUCCGACUCCUCUUCAAUCCAGACUCCAAAGUCUCUCCUUGGCAAUACUUCUUGCUCUACCAGGCCACCGAUGUCCUCAUCCUUCUUUACAAUAUCUACCUCCUCAGACGGACCAAUUGGAUUCAUGAUGUGGGCUUUGUAUUCUCUCUCUGCUCUUUUGUCAUCAUUUUCGUGACAUGCCUGUCUCGAUCCGGAACUUUCAACUCUGCUGAAUUUGUCUGGACCAGUUUUAUUAACGAUAGCGGCUGGGGAUCUGAUGCCGUGGUCUUCUUAUCUGGUAUGGCCAAUCCGAACUUCCUCUGGGCUGGCAUCGAUGGUGCCAUCCAUCUUGCGGAGGAAUGCUCCAAUGCCUCGACUGCAGUGCCAGGGGCCCUUUUCAGCACCAUUAUCGUUGGCUUCGUAACCGCUUUCCCCUUUGGAAUUGCUAUGCUAUACUGCAUUAAAGAUUUUGACCUGGUGACGGCGGACCUUACUGGAGUGCCCAUCUACGAAAUCUGGUAUCAGGCCACCCAUUCGGCAGCGGCAGCCACGGCUUUCGUUAUAUUCAUCUUAAUGAUCGCCUUAUUCGCUCUGAACGGCUGUGUAGAAGUGUCGGCACGUCUGACUUGGUCAUUCGCUCGCGACAACGCGCUUGUCGGAUCAAAGUACAUCGGAAAAGUCGACGAAAAGCAGAAAGUCCCAACCUGGGCUCUGUUGGCCAAUGCCUUCGUCAUCUUGAUCAUUGGCUGCUUUUACCUUGGCUCCUCGACCGCUUUCAACGCCUUCAUCGGGUCCGGGCUACUGCUCCAACAAUGCUGUUUUGCAAUGCUUGCAGCCUUGCUCUUGUGGCACCGCAGAUCUGACUUUGUGCUUCCACUAAACAGGAAAGUCCGGCUAGGUUGGUUUGGAUGGGUAGCAAAUAUGGUUACUCUGCUAUUCGCACCACUGAUUACUAUCAUAUACUGCUUUCCGCUGACAUUACCUGUUGCACCUUCCAACGCGAACUAUGCCUCCGCUGUCGUGGGAGUCAUGAUUCUGUUUGUCAUUCUGAAUUGGUUUCUACACGCGCGCAAACAUUUCAAAGGUCCAAGGAUUCAAUGGAGCUCCUAA